AUGAUAAAAUUGUUCAACCUUUCCCGAAAACAAUACAAUCAUCUGAGAAUAGUAUCAACUAUUAACACAGCAUACGUUGCUUCGAAGCUAGGCUCCACUAGCACACCUUCGAAAUCAUGGAACGAGAUCCCUGGGCCGAGGACAUUGCCUUUGAUAGGGCAACUUUAUCAUUUUCUCCCAGGCGGUUCCUUGUACAAGCUAGAGGGUAUUAAGUUACAAAAGCAUCUAUUUGAAUCUUACGGGCCAAUUGUAAAGAUGAAGGGACAUUUCGGUGGACCAGACAAUGUAUUACUCUUUGAUGCAGAAAGCUCGGCAGAGGUGCUUCGUUCUGAAAACGUGCUGCCGAAACGUCCAGGAUUUUUCUCUUUACAAUAUUACAGAAAAGUUGUUAAAAAGCGAAUGGGGAUUAAUAAUAAGUAUACUGGAUUAAUUACAGACCACGGAUACGAGUGGAGAGAACUACGUACUGCCAUUAAUCCAGUUAUGAUGCAGCCAAAAUUAAUUAAAGCUUACGCCACACCAAUUGACGAAAUAGCUCAAGAAGUAGUCGAAAGGAUAAAAUCAUUACGCAACAAGGACAACAUGAUCGAAAGAAACUUCAAUGAUGAAGUGUGCUUAUGGAUCUUAGAAUCUUCUGCACUAAUAGCUCUAGGCACGCGACUUAACAGUUUUAAUCCUAAUUUGCCUAAAAACUCCUCUGAGCGAAAAUUAAUUGAAAAUAUACAUAAUUUUUUCAAGAUAUCAGAUAAGUUAGAUUUUAAGCCGAGCCUUUGGCGGUACUAUCCAACAAGAACAUUUAAGCAAGCUAUGAGGCUUUACGAGGCAGUAGAAAAUUUAAAUGCGGAAUUUAUAAAAAAAGCUAUGGAAAAUUAUAGCAAACAAAGUGAUUCCGACAGAGAAAAAAGUGUUUUAGAAAAAUUAUUAGACAUCGAUAAGAAAUUAGCCGUUUCUAUCGCAAGUGACUUAUUAUUUGCUGGAAUUGACACAGUUGGAAAUAUGCUAAUACCUAUAUUCUAUUUACUCGCAAAAAAUCCGGAAAAACAAAUCAAAUUGCGCGAAGACUUAAGAUCAACAAGUGAUCGGAAGCUAUACUUAAAAGCUUGCAUAAAAGAAGCAAUGCGACUCUUACCUGUUGGAUUUGGUAACCUCAGAGAAACUUCGCAAGAAUAUAACUUGCUGGGCUACAAAAUACCAAAACAUACACUUAUUUUGUUUUGCCACCAAUACAUGUCCCUAAUGGAGUGCCACUACCCAUGGCCGCAGGAAUAUAUUCCAGAGCGCUGGCUGGUGGACAAAGACGAUCCUCUUUAUCAUGGAAACGCCCAUCCUUUUGCGUUUAGUAUUUUUGGUUACGGAGCUCGUGGCUGUAUUGGUAUG
Messenger RNA from Iphiclides podalirius (scarce swallowtail), 1377 nucleotides. The record is from the annotation of a GenBank genome assembly. NCBI's taxonomy places the organism in Eukaryota, Metazoa, Arthropoda, Insecta, Lepidoptera, Papilionidae.